Molecule: messenger RNA, 1560 nt
Organism: Humulus lupulus (European hop)
Lineage: Eukaryota; Viridiplantae; Streptophyta; Magnoliopsida; Rosales; Cannabaceae
Source: RefSeq, a predicted model, not a curated record
AUGACAAUCAAGAUAUUAGAGGUGAAGGCAGUGGCUGCAUCGUCUGGUUUGGAGAUCUUUAUGAUAUUCGAUAAUUUCCUUCCAGCGGACAAGAUCUAUUUGUUCGACUAUCAAAGAGUGAAAGAACUUAAUUAUCUUGCUCUCGAAUGCCUAGCAGAACGCACCCUUGCUAAUCGGUAUCAGAUUAUGGUGUCAGGAGGUGAUGGUUACGAUUCAGGGAUUUCAGAUUGGAUGCGUGUGAUUUUACCUAUAGCUAUGGAAAGGGGAGUUUGCGAAAAAGUUGUAGAAAUAGCUAGAAGCCUGGGACUGAAUGUAUCUGUUGGUGUUGCUUAUGAGGUUUCUGUUGGCAAAGCAGGUUCGAGAUCACCUCAUGAGAAAUCACAUAGCAUGGAAGGUGGUAUUAGCACAUAUCUUGGAGCAGCUCCCAUUGUUGAAUGUUUGGAAAAGCACCAACCUAAUGUAGUAAUAACUUCUCAUGUUGCAGAUGCUGCCUUAUUUUUGGCGCCAAUGAUAUAUGAGCUGGGUUGGAACUGGGACAAUUUAGAACUUCUAGCACAGGGGUCUCUGGCUGGCCAUCUUCUGGAGUGUGGUUGUCAACUUACUGGGGGAUACUUCAUGCAUCCAGGUGAAAAAUAUCGGGACAUGUCUAUGUCUCAGCUCCUUGAUUUGUCACAUCCUUAUGCUGAAAUAAGUUAUGAUGGAAGAGUAUGCGUAGCAAAGGCAGAACAUAGUGGUGGGGUCUUAAAUUUCAGUACUUGUGCUCAAAAACUUCUGUACGCAUAUAUUUCUCCUGUGACAUGUGAUCUUCCCCUCUCCUUUCUUUUCGUCAACAGUUAACAUUAACCAUAUUUUUGCUCUGUAUUAAAACCCUUUUUUGUUCCUUGGUCUGUGGUUAUACUAAUGUGCUGUUGUCAAAAUUUUCAGGACUGUGGGUGGAAAGGAUGGGGUGAGAUAUCUUAUGGAGGAUAUGAAUGUGUUAAACGUGCAAAGGCUGCAGAAUUCCUGGUCAGAUCAUGGUUGGAAGAAAUAUUGCCUGGCAUCAACAGUUCUGUAUUUUCUUAUAUAAUUGGCGUCGAUAGUCUGAAAGCAACUAGCAUUGGUGAUGACGCUUCAUCUUCAGUCGCUAGUAAUGAUGUUAGGUUGCGUAUGGAUGGAUUAUUUGAGCUGAAAGAACAUGCAGUCCAAUUUACUAGAGACGUUACAACAUUAUAUACCAAUGAACCAGUUGGUGGUGGUGGUAUCAGUGUUGGACACAAGAGAGAGGUCAUUCUUGAAAAACAACUGCUCAAUCGUGAACAUGUUGCUUGGAAGACAUCCAUAAAGCGCACUGUAACAAAAUCAAAUCCUCCAAGAAUUAGCCAUGAAAACCUCAUUAAAACUCCAGUUUCUCAAGGAUCAGUAGAAGAUGUUUCAGUUUCUGAAAGUGACAUCUCUCCCACGCACUGUAACUUGUGGGAUGAUUUUAAUUGGCUUUUACAUUUGCAAGUGGAGAGCAUUUUAUGGUUCUAGUAGUGUCAUCAUGCCAAUGCAAAAUCAUUUGAGGCCUUGGACGAUAUGAAG